Molecule: messenger RNA, 1122 nt
Organism: Mesorhabditis spiculigera
Lineage: Eukaryota; Metazoa; Nematoda; Chromadorea; Rhabditida; Rhabditidae
Source: the annotation of a GenBank genome assembly
AUGGGAGGCCUCGGCCUCAUCCAGACGAAGACCCUCGCCGACGUGAUGCAGCUGGUGCAUGCUGUCCAGUUGUUGGAGUCGACUGAUCUCGGCCCAAUGACUGCUCAGCUGCUCCGUACGGCUGUGCAGAAGAAAAUCAAGCGUGCGCCAACCGACUCCGAAGUGGCCGACUACCUGAACCAGAAGCUUGACGGCGCCUUCGAGACGUACUACGCCGACACCCGCAACAUGUGGACAAGAGUGCGACAAGCAACCGGCCACCUCGUCAAGACCGACAAGCUCGAUGUGAAGUGGGCGUGGACCAACGACAAGAUUCAACUGCUCGUGCUCGGAUGUGGCGUCACCAAGAAGACGUGUGAGAAGAUGCUCAAGCGCGCCGUCCAUCAAGCUCAGCUCGUUCACCUCACCGCCAAGAAGAGCCAGGGCAAGGUCUACAACAUCACCGCCCACCAGCCCGUCUCCAACUACUUCCUGCGUGACGGACGCUAUAUCCGCUUUGCGGAUUGGCGCUUCGUUCACCGUGCAAGACUCGACGUCGUUCCACUAAAUGGCUGCAACCGUGCCCGUGAUCAAAAAGACAAGCGUUGCCGUAGAUGUGGCUACCAACUCGAGAGCGUCGCUCACGUCCUGUGUCAUUGCCCUGCUCACGCCCACGCCAUCACCCUGCGCCACAACGCCGUCCUCGACCGCCUCGUCAACGCCGUCAAGCUGCCCCCGACCACCACCAAGUACGUCAAUGUCAAGAUCCCCGGCACCGAUGGUCAACUACGUCCCGAUCUCGCCCUCGUCGACCAUGUCAGGAAGCGCGUGACGAUUGUCGACGUGACCAUGCCGUUCGAGAACCACGACCUGGACGUCUUCGCUGCCGCACGUGCCGAGAAGCUCCGCAAGUUCGCCGACAUCUUCAACAAGUUCAACGCGGAUGGCUACGACACGUUCCUGGGCGCCCUCAUCGUUGGGCCACUCGGCGGAUGGGACGAAGAAAACGACUCCGUGCUGCGCCGACUCGCCGUCUCCGUCAAGUACGCCGCGCUGAUGAAGAAGUUGAUGGUCGCCGACGCGCUGAAGUGGUCAAGGGACGCAUACGUCGAGCACAUCACCGCCCACCGCCAAUAUCAAGCC